Marasmius oreades (fairy-ring Marasmius) is the source of this 537-nucleotide messenger RNA. RefSeq lists its product as uncharacterized. Bases 1 to 537 code for a protein of 178 amino acids. The transcript is spliced from 2 exons. NCBI's taxonomy places the organism in Eukaryota, Fungi, Basidiomycota, Agaricomycetes, Agaricales, Marasmiaceae. The record is from RefSeq and is a predicted model, not a curated record.
AUGCACCAUCUCAUUUCUCAGAAUACCGCUGAUUGGUUUGACGUUCGGAGAUGGACACGGGAAAACAAGGAUGAUGUCACAGUCAAGGAUUUUUUGCCAAAGCUCAAGAAUCACCUGCUUUCUACUCUUUUAGAGACUUGCGAUAAGGUGUUCUUGAGCAAGGAGUGCACUUUGGUCAAGAUUAUCAAUGACCAGUUUUAUCACCACAAGGUCCUCGACAUUCAAUAUACCUCGUACGAUAUGCGCCACUGCCAGAACUCCAUGAAUAUCCGCACACAUUCCAAUGUCAUGGUUCUUGCCGAUGACAAUCUUCACAAGGCUCAUCCAUAUUGGUAUGCUCGAGUCAUUGGCAUAUUUCACACUCGAGUUCAGUACAAUCUGCAAGUACAUGAGGUGCCAUUCUUAUGGGUUCGGUGGUUUGGUCUGGAUACACAGUUUAGAUUUGGGCAUGCCUGGAAGCGCCUUCCUCGAGUUGGUUUUUUAGAUGGGUAUGAUCCAACUGCCUUUGGUUUCCUCGACCCUUCCUAUGUUCUUUGA